This is a messenger RNA of Dermatophagoides pteronyssinus (European house dust mite), 7924 nucleotides long. It is a transcript of the gene Myo81F, whose product is annotated as unconventional myosin 81F. Gene Ontology annotation, biological process: signal transduction. Gene Ontology annotation, cellular component: myosin complex; cytoskeleton. Gene Ontology annotation, molecular function: cytoskeletal motor activity; ATP binding; protein binding. The record is from RefSeq and is a predicted model, not a curated record. NCBI's taxonomy places the organism in Eukaryota, Metazoa, Arthropoda, Arachnida, Sarcoptiformes, Pyroglyphidae.
AAUUAGUUCCCAAUGUAAUUUGGGUGAUUUUUUCGACAUCAUUAUUGUGAUAUAAUUUAUUCAAUUCAAUCUUUAUCUUUCAUCGAACAAAUUUAUAAUUCUGAAAAAUGGUCUGUGAAAACGAUGAACCAGUAGGUAAUCGAUCGAUCGAUGGCGUACCCGAUCUGACAUUGAUAUCAAAUAUCGAUGAAGUUGGUAUCAAUGAAAAUCUUCAUGUUCGCUACAAUCGUCAACAGAUUUAUACUUAUGCUGGAUCAAUAUUGAUUGCUGUAAAUCCUUAUGAAGAACUGGAUAUAUAUGAAUCCGAAUGGCAACAGUUAUAUUGUGGGAAACGUUUGGGUGAUCUUGAACCACAUGUUUUUGCCAUUGCUGAAUCAUCGUACAAGCAUUUGUGUUCGGAUGAUUCCGAUCAAUCAAUUGUGAUUAGUGGAGAAUCUGGAGCUGGCAAAACAGAAUCAACAAAAUUUAUACUACAAUAUCUUUGUUCGGUCACAUCUAGUCAAUCAUCGUGGGUUGAACAUCAAAUUCUUGAAGCAAAUACAAUACUCGAAGCAUUCGGUAAUGCGAAAACAGCCCGAAAUGAUAAUAGUUCUCGAUUCGGGAAAUUUAUUCAAGUUUGUUUCGAUGAACGAGGCCAAAUUGGUGGUUGUGUUGUACGUGAUUAUCUUCUCGAACGAUCUCGAAUAGCAUUGCAAUCAGCCGCCGAACGUAAUUACCAUGUGUUCUAUCAGCUCGUAUCGGCAGCACGGCGUGAUCAAGAGCUAGCCAAACAAUUACAAUUAGAUGAUCCUGCCUUAGAAUUUGUAUAUCUAAAUCAAUCAGGCUGUACCAGCAUCGAAGGUGUGGAUGAUGCUGCCAAUUUCGAUUCUUUACGAUUGGCCAUGUCCGUACUAAGGGUACCCGAAACCAUGUCCGAUGGUUUAUUUGCUGCUCUAUCAGCUAUAUUGUGGUUAGGAAAUUUGGAAUUCGAAGAACAAGCUGAAACGGAACGAUGUAGGCUGACCGAAAAUGAUGAACUAAUCAUAUCGACAGUAGCCACGUUACUCGGUGUCGAUGCAUAUCGAUUAACGUUGAUCACUCUACGGCGACAAAUAAGUGUUCGAGGUACAGUCACGGAUAUACCGUUAAGUUUACGUGAGGCAAGAGAAAAUCGACAUGCCAUGGCAAUGGCCAUUUAUUCACGUACUUUUGCAUGGCUUGUUCGACAUAUUAAUGCCUGUACAUUACCGGAUCAAUGUGCAAAACGAUUUAUUGGAGUUCUCGACAUUUUUGGUUUUGAAAACUUUCAGUUUAAUAGUUUUGAACAAUUAUGUAUCAAUUACGCAAAUGAAAAAUUGCAACGAUUUUUCAAUCACUAUGUGUUUGCCUUGGAACAACAAAUCUAUCACGAUGAAGGUAUCAGUUUUGAACAUAUCAAUUUUACUGAUAAUACGCCAUGUGUGGAAUUGUUAGAAAAGCCACCAAAAUGUGUACUAAGAUUAUUGUCUGAAGAAUGUAGAAUUCCACGCGGAACUGAUUCAUCAUUUGUACAAAAACUGCAUUCAGAAUUUCAUCAAAAUCAUCCAUACUAUGUCCGCGGUGAUGAUCGUCGUCAUUGGAAUGCUCAAUUUGGCAUUAAACAUUAUGCCGGUGAUGUUAUGUAUCAAGUAGCUGAUUUUCUAGCCAAAAACAAAGAUGCUCAACAAGAUCAAUUUUUUGAAAUUAUGCUCGAUUCAAACAAUGAUUUUAUUAAAUCGAUCGCUACAUUACAAGAUACGACCGAAUCAAUUUAUGGUACAAUAGGUCGUGCUCAAGAUGGCAAAGGAUCAAAAGGAAGGCCUUUAGUAGCAGAUGCCUUUCGGCAACAAUUAUCCGCAUUAGUUGAUCUUUUAUCUGCUACCUGUCCAUGGUAUGUCCGCUGUAUCAAACCAAAUUUGACAAAAUCUUCACGUGCAUAUGAUGUUGCACAAGUCCACACUCAACUUCGAUAUCUGGGAAUGUUGGACAUUAUUCGCAUCAGGCGUGAAGGAUUUCCAGCACAUUACAAAUUUGAUAUAUUUAUUGCAAGAUUUCGAUGUCUACUACUAGUCAAAUCAUUCAAUCAUCAUCAUCAUAAUCAUCAUUUUCUUCAUCUGAAACCAAAUUCAGCAUCCGUGCGUGAACUAUUGAAUCGAAUCCGUAUCGAACCAAUACAAUGGCAAAUCGGUCAUUCGAAAGUUUUUCUCAAAGCUGGAGCAGCUGAAGAAUUAGAAGAACGGCGAACAGUGUUACGUGAGCGAAUGAUUAUUCGAAUACAAUCUUCCUGGCGAAGAUUGAUAUACAUGCGGCUUUAUCGUCGCCAACGUUCAAGUGCAAUUAUAAUUCAACAAGCAUUUCGAGCGAUGCGUACACGUUUAUUAUAUCAACGACAACGCCGUGCAGCAAUCACCAUUCAGGCAUUUGUACGUGGAAUGUUUGCCCGUGAGGUAGCUCGGGCACUACGCCAUAUGCGAGCGAUUGAAGCUGCGGAAAAACUUCAACGAGACCGUUUAGAAAAACAACAGGCUUCUGACGAAAACAAUGGAACUGAUCAACAACAACAGGAGCAAGAUCGAAUGGCAGCGGAACAGAUCAACGGACAUUUCUUGGGAAAACGUGGAUCGUCAACACCAGAUGAACUGGAUGAAUUAGAGCGUCAACUACGGGCCGACGUUGAACGAUUAUAUUGUCGUGAUAAUGAUAAUUAUGAAGAAAUAUUAGUCGAAGAAACGGAACAAGUGAAUAAUACGUGUGAUACCAACAAUAAUCAAGUGAACACUCAUACUGAUGAUGAAUUACAUUUGAAAUCAUUAAAAGAAUCGUCAGUGGAUGAUGAUUCGGCUUUAGAAUCCAUGUCAUCAUUGCCACCACUACCUCCGCCACCGUCAAUGCCAUUAAUUGGUCAGCAACCGAAUCGAUCGAUUAGUGAUCAGUUUGAUCAAUUGAUACAAAAAACUGAAUUGGCAGUAGAUUCAUUGGAUAGAAUACAAAAAAUGAAUCCUCCUAAACCGAAACCAAAACCAAAUAUAUCAGCAUAUCAUCAACAACAGCAACAGACAUCGUUGGCGGAAAAAUUGAAAGCCAUAUUAAUUGUCGAUGAAACACAACAACAACAACAACAAUUUAUUGAUCAACAAGUGGGAAAGAUUCACCAUCAUCAGCCCUCACCAUCCAUUUGUUCUAUCGAUUCGGCCGUAUCCGAUUCUCCAGCCACAUCAACAUCGGAUACAUUGAUGAUGGUAGCUAAUAAUGAUCAAAUUCUCAAAAAUAAUGGUAUGUCUCAAUUGAAUGAUGAUCGAUCAUCUACGGCAUCCAGUUCAAUUCUUGAUAAUCGUGGAUCGAUAUCAUCUUCCGAACAUACCGGAACAAAUACUUCUCAACGUGAUGAUGCUAUGAGUGUUAUGAGUGAUGGUGCUGCCACAUCUAAUAGCACUUCGGAUUUUGAAAAUUUAUCUCCACUUCCUGGCGCUAGUAUAUCCCAUCAACAACAACAAGCCCUUGUUCCCAUAACUAUUUCAACUACCGUACCACCACCUCCAAUGGUUCCAAUGGCCACAGCGGCAGCCAUUGCACAAGUACAUCAUCAGCAAAUAUACACCCAACAUCAGCAACAACAACAACAACAGAAAAAGUUGAUUCAACCCCAAGUAUUGAGCCAACAGCAACAUGCAAUCUACAAUGGUCAACAUCAAAUGACAAUGAUCCCGGUAACAACGACCCAAAUUGUAGCUCAACCAAAUCAACAAAUACACCAAUUAACGCAACAACAGAUACAAGCAAUUACAAAUUCAAAGUUCAUAACCAAACAGAUUGUUGAUCAACAACAGCGAUCACAAAUGUCUGCUACCACCAAUGGUACUAUAUCGACAUUAAAUGGGGAACCAACUGCCGAAUGGGAAAAGGAUUUCGAAUUAUCAGAAUAUGCAAGCAAACAUUUAAAUCGUCAUAAACGUGAUGAUUAUUCGGGUGCAUUGUCCGGAUCUAGUGGACAAAUUGUAAGAACAUUGAAUCGAAACAAACGUAAAGGUCUUGAUGUAAAUAGUGCCGAACAUUUUCUCACACCAAUCGAGAUGAUUACAUGGACUUCAAGUUCAACCAUACCAACUGCUCAUGUACAUUUAGCCAUUCCGCAAAACAUAAACCUGGCCUGUUCAAUAUUUAAAGAAUUGAAUAAAUAUCUAGCAGGUGAGAAAAAACCUGAUGCAGAAGUUCGUUUUAUUCAAUCAAUGAUUGGUCAUGGUAUUGAACGUGAAGAAUUGCGUGAUGAAAUAUUUAUUCAACUAGUACGACAAUCACAUGAUAAUCCAUCAAAAGAGCAAACAAUCAGAUGUUGGUCAUUGCUUGCUUUGUCAACGGCUGCAUUCAUGCCUAAUAAACAAUUAUCUCGCUAUUUAUUGACUUACCUACGUCGGCAUCUGCGAGCAAGUAAUACAUCAAUAGCUUGUUAUGCACAAUUUUGUUUGGACAAUUUACAUGUUGGCCGACUGUCGGCGCGACGAUUCCCACCAUCGGUUGCCGAAGUAAAAGCAGUUACCGCUCUUCGUUCCUUGGUCUGCCGCUUUCAUCUGUUGGAUGGCCGAACUAAAGCUCUUGAUCUUCAUCCGGCCGAUACCGCUGCUGAUGCUGUCCUUUCAUUGGCGGCCAAACUUGGUCUCCGUAAUAUCGAUGGUUGGGCAUUAUUUGAAGUGGCGCCCGAAGGUGAACGUGUAUUACGUAGCCAUGAUUAUGUUGCCGAUGUAUUGACUUUAUGGGAAUUACGGGCCCGUUCUGAAAACAAAUCAACUUCAUCAUCAGUUGCUUCGUCAAAUCAUCAUCAAUCAACCAUACCAAAUUCACCGUCAGUUGAUACGAUAUCAACUAAUUGUCGAUUUGUAUUUAAAAAACGUCUAUUUCGUAACACAAAUGAAAUUCCACGUGAUACGGUUGAAGUAAGCUUAUUGUAUGCACAGGCUGUACAUAGUGUUGUACGAUUGGAUGAAUUUCCUGUUAGCGAACGUAUUGCUUUGCAAUUGGCCGGUCUUCAAGCUCAAGUGUUGAUGGGUGAUUUUGUUGAAGGUCGAAUUCGUAAUUACGAAGAUGUUGAAAAUUAUAUAAGUGCUCGAGUACGUCGUGCAGCUGGUCAUAGUUCAAUGGAAUGGGCCGUAAAAAUUGCUGAUGCUCAUCGUUUACAUGGUUGUGGAAAAAGUUCCUUAGUAGCUAAAGUCUGGUAUCUUUCAUUGGUUAUGCAAUAUCCGUUGUAUGGUGCGGCAUUAUUUCCCGUUCAAUAUAAAGGUGUAUUGGCUGUAUUUGGUAAUAUGCCAUUAUUAUUGGGUGUUCAUUCUGCCGCUAUAUUGGUCGUUGCAGCUGCGGAUAAACGCGUCCUUGCCACUUAUCGAUAUUCAGACAUUGAAGCAUUGACCAUUUACCCAACAGAAUCAUUACUUACGCUAAAACUGUUCAAAGAAACACCAGAUGCUUCAAAUAAAUGUUUAACAUUCGAAACAUUACAAAAAGAAGAGAUUGCAUCAUUAGUGGCUGCAUAUUCACCACAACAUGCAUCAGGAUUCGCUUUCAGUAUGACCAAUGCCACAGUUGAUGUAUUGAGCACUCCAGUCGCGAAUCAACGACCCCGUCGAUUGCUUAAAAUGACAUUAGAAGAUCGUCUACGAUUGCAUACCGAAGUGAUCAAUUGUCGAAGAGCGCUAGUCACGGCCAAUAUCAUGCGAAAACCAGCAGCCGAACAUCAGACUAAAUGGCGUACAACAUUAAGGCGACUAGGUCGUAGCGGCAAGACAAAUUCAAAAAACAAUCAAAUUAAUUUAGAUGAUGAUGACUAUAGUCAUGAUGAAAUAUUGCGAAAUUAUCCUCGACCAUUCUGGGCAUACAUCAAAGAACCACUUGUUUCGAGCUUAUUAGUCAUUUCUGAUCCAGAUCUUGAAGCAGCUGCUGUUACAAUGUUCGAACAAAUCUUAUCCUAUUCAGGCUUACGAAAUGAUACAAGUCAUUCGGAUAAUUCGUCUACCACCACAAAUGGAUCAUCCACAUCAGGAUCAUCGAAUGAAGAUGAAUGGUGUAUGCGUGCUACACAAUCCGAACAAAAUCAAAUCCGUCAAGCACAAGCAAUUUUGGAAAAAUGUCUUGGUGGCGAUGCUGAUAUACUACGUAAUGAAUUUUUUUUACAAUUGAUUCGUCAGACGACCGAUCAUCCAAUACCAAAUUCUCGUGUUAAUAUUAAACAUUGGCAAUUGUUGGCACUUGCCUGUUCGCUUACACAACCAUCAGAUCGUCGAGUAUUGGCAUAUCUACAUGCUCAUCUACGUCGCUGUGCCUUGGAUCAAAUCACACGUGAAGGUCAAUAUGCACAAUUUGCAUUGCGAAAUCUGCAAGGAACAUUAGAAACACGUGGACGUCGAUUGGCACCUUCACGCCCUGAAAUCACUGCUACCAUUCAAUGUCGCCGUGUAUAUGCUCGCGUACAUUUUCUUGAUGGUCAUUUUCAGGCAGUGGAAUUCGAUGCCUGUGCUGUCAUUGCUGAAGUUUUAGAACAAAUUCAACUGAAAAUCGAACUGCGAUCUCAUGCUCCUGGUUAUGCAUUGUAUCAAGUUCUAGGACAAAAUGGUGCUGAACAGGCAUUACAACCAGAAGAUAAGGUCGGUGACGCCAUCGCAUUCUGGGAAAGAUGGCAUGAUGAACAUUUAGGUCAAAAUGAUUCUGCCGGUAUCGUACGCAAUGUUGUCACUCAAGAACCAAUUCAUUAUUUCAUUUUCAAGAAACAUUUACAAAUCGAUUCCUAUGUUGAUCUUAAUGAUCCCGUUGAACGAGAAUUAUUAUACCAUCAAACAUUGCACAAUGUUCGCAAUGAUCGCUUCCCUUUGACUGAUCAAGAAGCUAUACUUUUGGUUGCUAUUCGAGCUCAAUUAGAAUUCGGUGAUAGCCAUUCGAACAACAUGAUGAUCAACAAUUCAUUGCAAACGAUGACUGAUACUAACAAUGGGAAUUUGGAUGAUAUGUCCUAUAGUCAAUUAAUAGGUAAAACAUUACCAGAACGAUUAGCCUGUCGAAUAUUGGUUAAAGAUGUUCGAACCCAGCAUCAAAUUCAAAGUGGAAUGGAUCAACAACAAGCCAAAGCAGCAUUCUUUAAUCUAAUUCAAUCAUGGCCAUUACACCGCGCUACAGUAUUUGAAGUGUUACAAACAUACACUAGUUCAUGGCCAAAGACAUUAUGGCUUGCCAUUGAUCAAAGUGGUAUGCAUUUACUACAACCUAGAACUAGGAAUGUUUUCUGCAGUUGUGAAUAUCGAAAUUUGGUCGAUUAUACAGCAACAUCUAAUUCAUUGAUGAUUGUAGCGAAUGUAGCUACUGCAAUAACCAAAUCGAUUAAAUAUAUGUUUAUUACUCACCAGGCAUUACAAAUUUCACAAUUAUUACGAGAUUAUACAUCGGCAGUAUUGAAUGCUAAUUCGAAUCGUAUUGCAGCCAAUGGCGGUGGUCCAUUAAAUCGGAAUAGAUCAUUGGCAAUGUCAUCCCAGGCAUCAUCAAUAUCGAAUGGUUCGAAUACGACUGGCAGUACUGGUCGUAGAAAAUCCGUCGAGUUUGAUCUUGCGUUACGGAACAUGUCGGCAGCGGAUAAGAACCAUCCUAAAAGUGUUGCAUUUAGUGCAGCAUUAAAUCCCAUUCCUCAGCCUCGUCGAUCACUGAUGGCACAACAACAACAAGCUAUCUACGAUACUCAACUUCAUAUUCAACAACAACAACAGCAACAACAAUUGUAUCAAAAUCAACAACAAAUCCAAUAUCAAAUGCUACAGCAACAACAACGAAGGUCUAGACAAAUUCAAAUUCGACAUGGAAACGAUAGUGAUCAUGUUUGAAUCAAAUCGUUCAAUGUUCUAGGCAAAAGUGCCAAAAAUAAGGAGUCCUUUUUUGUAUAAAUUCUUAACCUAGUUGA